Molecule: messenger RNA, 2836 nt
Organism: Mercenaria mercenaria
Lineage: Eukaryota; Metazoa; Mollusca; Bivalvia; Venerida; Veneridae
Product: pescadillo homolog
Exons: 16
Coding region: 83-2023 (646 amino acids)
Biological process (GO): maturation of LSU-rRNA from tricistronic rRNA transcript (SSU-rRNA, 5.8S rRNA, LSU-rRNA); ribosome biogenesis
Cellular component (GO): nucleolus; PeBoW complex
Molecular function (GO): RNA binding
Source: RefSeq, a predicted model, not a curated record
UUACAAUACUCUCUGCAAAGGAGAAUUUCACAAUUUUACAAACCUGCACGUGUGAAGUUAGUCCAUUAAACAAAAGUCAAAUAUGGGAAGACCAACGAAGAAGCAUCAGAGUGGUGCUGCUACAGCCUUCAUCACAAGAACCAAAGCUGUAAAACGACUACAGAUUUCACUGAAGGAUUUCAGACGACUAUGUAUAUUGAAGGGAAUAUAUCCUGUAGAACCUUUACACAGAAAGAAGGCAGGAAAGGGCAGCACAUCAAACAGAACAUACUACUUCGUUAAAGAUAUACAGUUCUUGUUACACGAGCCACUCAUUAAUAAGUUCAGAGAAUUCAAGCAUUUUAUGAGAAGGCUGAAGAAAGCUUAUGGCCGAAAAAAUCUGAAUGCCGCUGCUAGGAUACGAAAGAACAGGCCAAAAUACAAACUUGAUCAUAUUGUCAAAGAAAGAUAUCCAUCAUUUAUUGAUGCAGUACGAGACCUGGAUGAUUGUUUAUCUAUGGUGUUCUUGUUUUCAACAUUUCCACAAACAAACAUUACAGAUUCACGUUUUAUACAACUAUGUCGGAGACUGACAGUGGAGUUUAUGCAUUAUGUAAUUGCUUCACAGUCUCUCAGAAAAGUUUUUAUUUCAAUAAAAGGUAUUUAUUACCAAGCUGAAAUAAUGGGUCAGACAGUGACUUGGGUGACACCACAUAAAGUUGGAUUUGCUCAUCCCACUGAUGUAGACUACAAAGUUAUGAAGACGUUUGCAGAAUUUUAUACCACACUACUUGGUUUUGUCAACUUCAAACUAUAUAAUUCUAUCAACCUGAAAUAUCCCCCUAAAUUACUGCUGGACAGUGAAAAGGAUGAAGGUGUGAAUCAGUCACAGAUGUCAGAGGUCACCAAGGAAAGUACACAAAAACCAAAGAAGAAAGGCAAGAAAGACCCCAGACAGGAGGCAAAACUAAACAGAUUUGUAGAGAAAGAAACUUUGGAAGAGAGAUUAUCUGCAUUAACACAGUCUUUAAAAACAAUAGGAUCAACAUUGGAUGAAGAUGUGCAGUUAGAUCAUUUCCCCUCAUCAGAGACAGACAACCCAGAUGGUAUUGAACUAGCAAAAAUAGAAAUGGAAAAACUUUCCAAGUUCCAGAACCUCUUCAAGGGCCUCAAAUUCUUUCUGAAUAGAGAAGUUCCAAGAGAGCCUCUUGUAUUUAUUAUCAGAUCAUUUGGAGGAGAAGUAUCAUGGUUUGAAACCCAGGCUGUUGGUGCUACAUACAAAGAAACAGAUGAGAAAAUCACACAUCAGAUUGUAGAUAGACCGUCAAUGGAAAAACAGUUCCUUUCUAGAUACUAUGUACAGCCACAGUGGUUAAUUGACUGCGUAAAUGCUCAGAUGAUACUACCACCAGAUGACUAUUUUAUGGGGGCAGUAUUACCGCCACAUCUAUCUCCGUUUGUAAACGAGCAGGAAGGAGAUUAUGUACCUCCAGAAAAACAAGUUCUUCUCAACAGGCAGAGAGGUAUAGACUCGGGUAUAGAAGAGGAAGAUUCUGACAGUGAAGUAGAAUCUGGAGACAAUGUGGAUGAUGAUGAUGAAGGAGAAGCAGAUGCUAAAGAAAAGUCGGGUGAGGAGGAGGAGGAAGAUGAGGAUAGUGAUGAAGAUGAUGAAGACAGUGAUGAUGAUGAUGAAGACAGUGAUGAUGAUGAAUCAGAAGAGGAAACAGUGAAGCGGAAAAAAAAUGAUGAAGAAUCCACACCUCCAAAAAAGAAGAAAAAGAAGGAUGAACAGAACACUAGUACAAUGUCUGUGGAAGCGGGGACAAUGGAAGAGGAGGAUGUUAACAGACGUUUACAACAACAGACGGCAGAAGAACGACGACUAGCAGAGAUGAUGAUUCCAAAAAAGAAGAAACGAUUAUACAAGAAAAUCAUGUACUCCAGGAAAAAGAAAUCACAAGAGGCAUUAAAACUAAAACAGAAGAGACAUGCAAUAGACAAACAACAAAAACUAGAAAAGAAGAAACAAAAAGUCUCACAAUAAAUUUGCAAACAGUAAAUUUGUAGUUGUAAUAAAAUGUGAUAAAACCUGUAAGGAUAGUAUACAAAGAUCUGUAUAUUUAAAAAAUAUUACAUGGAACAUCUUUUGAAUGCUGUGAAAUAUGUCAGAAUAUUGGAAACAGUACAACUAUUGGACAUUAUUAGGAAGCAGUUAAACUUGUACUGUAACCCAUCUUGCAGCCACAUGUUCACAUAUCAGAUGCAAGUAAUGCAUUUGAGUAUCUGUCAAUUUCCAUUAUGAAAAAGAAAAUGGGGAAUUGUUGGCAAGUUUUAAAAAUAUAUGCUAUGAUAUGACACCCAUAGUGUUAGAAAACAGAUACUGGUUUGAACAAUGUUGAUACACCUCAUGUCUAAACAAUACUAACAGUUCAUUGUAUUAGCUGCUGUAUUGCAAAUAAGACCGUUACAAAUACCUUAUACUAUAUGGACAAUUGUUUGCCUUGCUAAUAGAAUGGAACAAUUCCCUUGUUCAACAGUGGCAGCUGACUUUGUAGCAUGCAUUAUUGAUAAUGUUUGCCUAUCAUUGUUUUCUAGCCAGGAUAAUAAAGUCGUGUCUUGGAACACUGCUGUGCCAUUGGUUAAUUUGAAAACUGUACUCGGAAGCAGCCCAUCAAAUGCUUGAGCUUUGAGACUAUAGUCUCCAAACCUUGGAAACAUUUGCAAAGGAAGUUUGUAAUUGUUUAAAGAUGAGGAUAUCUUGGAAAUUUAUGUCUUGGUUCAUCGUUCAAAAAACCACAUACCUGUAUAUUAUUUGUUGACAAUGCUUUAUGAAGAAAUGAAAUGAUUUUAUGUAAGA